GGUUGUACGAUAUACGCUUUCGGAGUGGGUCAGUUUGGGCUGGUGUCCAUCGUGACUCUUUCAGCAAUAGCAGUCGAGAGAUAUCUAGUGAUCACUGCGAAACCGUUGUCAGGCUCUUGGAAACUAACACGACAUGGUGCCACCAAAGUAUGCAUGUUUGUAUGGAUAUACUGCUUAUCGAUCACUUUACCUCCAAUUUUCGGCUGGUCCAAAUACGUCCUGGAAGGGUUCGAAACAUCGUGUUCGUGGGAUUACAUGACCAAAACGUACUCCAACCGUUUGUUCUAUAUUUACAUGUUGAGCCUUGGAUUUAUUUUACCGGUAUCGAUCAUCACGUACUGUUAUAUAUUCAUCAUUGUGUCGAUACUCGAUCACAAUAAAGAAAUGGCCGAUUGCAACAGUAACAUUAGACAACUAGGAACGAAGGAAAGUUUGAAAUGUAGAUUGUCUUUAAACGUACCCAAACAAGGUCAAGCGGUUCCUAUUCGAUCCGCACUGAGAACUUCUUAUAUUAUUUUAGUUCUAAUUGGCUUGUUUAUGAUGUCGUGGACACCUUAUGCUGUAGUCACAUUUUUUGGUCAGUUCGGAGCCGACGAUAUGAAGAUAGAACCAUGGGUUUCUGCUCUUCCAGCACUUUGUGCCAAAGCAUCCGUUGUGUAUAACCCCAUAGUGUACGGUCUUUCGCAUCCUCAUUUCCGGUCAUCCGUCUGCAACUACAUAUCAGGUUGUACUACAGUGGGCCACAGUCAUACGGAGAUCUGUACGCCGGGACGUAACAAUCGGUUGUCCACGAACAAAUGUCUAAACCGUUUCGCAUUGCUCGCACAUCGCAAUCAAAACCGAGCAAAUGUCGAAUUGAAAUGCGUUCGUCACCGGAAAGCUCGGCCGAAUUCAAAUUCCAUUUGCAUGGACUAUUACAGCGAACCCGAUUGUCGGAGUUUAACGCUGACAAUGGAACCGAACCAAGGUUCGGCGAUCAUCAAAAUCGAUAAAGUACCCUUCAAAGUAGUCAUGUCCACUAUUAAAAGUAAAAGCAUCAACGACAAAAUAAGUGCAAGUAAGAGCGAAUUUGUUUUAAUUUAAAUCAAUUGUG
Molecule: messenger RNA, 1093 nt
Organism: Sipha flava (yellow sugarcane aphid)
Lineage: Eukaryota; Metazoa; Arthropoda; Insecta; Hemiptera; Aphididae
Product: rhodopsin, GQ-coupled-like
Exons: 5
Biological process (GO): G protein-coupled receptor signaling pathway
Cellular component (GO): membrane
Molecular function (GO): G protein-coupled receptor activity
Source: RefSeq, a predicted model, not a curated record